AUGCAGCCCAUUCUUCGUGUGGCCGCGAGGCCAGUCCGAGUCCCUCGCCGUUUCCCAGCCCUUUACUAUCCUGCACACCCAAGAAGAUCCGCACAUCAGUCUUAUGGGAAUGAGCAGUCUGGGAUGCAGCAGGGCACCGACAAGGACAACCCCAAAGCCCACAUGGAGCAUCCCGGCCCAGAAGCUCCUGCAACUGGCAAAGGUGGAAGCUCGUCCACAAGUCAGGGUGGCAGCCCUAAAAUCCACAGCCCCAAAUCCGCCGCCGAAAAGAAUGACCCGGAAGUUCGGAAGCAUAACGAAGAGCUGGAACAACGACACGAGAGGACGGUAAACCAGUUGAGUGAGGACGAUAACAAGGUGGACAAGCAGUUUUGGAAGGGCGACGUUGGACGCCCAUCAGAAGACAAAAAGUAG
Molecule: messenger RNA, 414 nt
Organism: Cladophialophora immunda
Lineage: Eukaryota; Fungi; Ascomycota; Eurotiomycetes; Chaetothyriales; Herpotrichiellaceae
Exons: 2
Coding region: 1-414 (137 amino acids)
Source: RefSeq, a predicted model, not a curated record